Microthlaspi erraticum is the source of this 504-nucleotide messenger RNA. The record is from the annotation of a GenBank genome assembly. Lineage: Eukaryota; Viridiplantae; Streptophyta; Magnoliopsida; Brassicales; Brassicaceae.
AUGUGCCGUCGCGCCGUCGACCUCAGCCAGGGAGGCUUGCUGGAGAUCAAAAUCGAGGGCUUCGGGUGCGAUUUUCUCCUCGCCUACAUCGCCGAUAGUGGACUUUCGUACGAACUCGAUAAACUUCCGUUGCUCGAAGAGCUCGAGAUCUCACACUCAUGGUUCAAACUGAAUUUAAAAGGUAUUGGCCGUUCGUGUCCACGGGUAAAGACAUUGAAGCUAAACUUUUGCACAGGCUACAGGCGCUCUCCCGUAAAAUGGGAUAUUGAUGCAGUAAAAAUCGCUAACAGCAUGCCUCAACUACGUCGCCUCCAGCUUUUUGGGAACCAACUAACAGAAUACGGCUUAAACAUCAUUCUAGACAGUUGUCCUCACCUGGAACACCUCGAUUUACGCAAGUGUUUCAACGUUGAGCUUGUCGGGGAUCUUGAGAAGCGGUGUUUAGAGAGGAUCAAAGAUUUGAGACGUCCCCAUGACUCAACAACCGAUGAUUACCCAUUUUGA